Molecule: messenger RNA, 2301 nt
Organism: Arachis ipaensis
Lineage: Eukaryota; Viridiplantae; Streptophyta; Magnoliopsida; Fabales; Fabaceae
Source: RefSeq, a predicted model, not a curated record
CGACUUAUUUACUUUGAGCAUCCUAAUUAAUUGUUGUUGCGGCAUGGGUCGUAUGACGCUUGCUUUCUCUGUAUUGGCCAAGAUUUUCAGAAUGGAUUAUCAACCUAAUACGGUAACAUUGACAACAAUCCUGAAAGGUCUCUGUCUCUGUGGUAGUGUUGAAAAAGCAGUGCGCUUUCAUGACAGACUGCUGGCUCAUGGAUUUCACUUUAAUCAAGUCACUUAUGGGACCUUGAUCAAUGGCCUCUGUAAGACCGGACACACAUCAACUGCUAUUCAAGUGUUGAGAAACAUCCCACGGCAUGGGAUUGUUCCUAAUGUCGUCAUGUACAGCGCAAUUAUUGAUAGCUUGUGCAGGGAUACACUUGUAAGUGAGUCUUUUCAUUUAUUCUCUGAAAUGCUUGCUAAGGGAAUUUAUCCUAAUGUUAUCACAUACAAUUCUCUCGUUUUUGGAUUGUGUCUUAUGGGUCAAUUUAAGGAAGCCAUUGAUUUGCUAGGUGAUAUGGUGCUUAAAAACAUUACUCCUAAUGUUUAUACCUAUAGUAUUUUGAUCGAUGGGCUAUGCAAGGAAGGAAAGAUCAAAGAUGCUAAGAAUGUGUUGGCUGUGAUGAUAAAACAUGGUGUGAAACCAAAUGUGGUUACUUAUAACAGCUUAAUGGAUGGGCAUUGUUUGGUUAAUGAAGUAAAUAAGGCAAAAUUUGUAUUCAACACAAUGGUCCAAAGUAGAGUGUCACUUGAUGUUCAAAGUUACAGUAUCAUGAUUAAUGGCUUGUGCAAAAGUAAAAUGGUUGACGAAGCCUUGAAUCUCUUUGAAGAAAUGUGUCGUAAGUACUUGGUUCCAAAUACGGUAACUUACACCACUCUUAUUGAUGGCUUGAGCAAAUCAAAGAGAAUCUCUUGUGCUUUGGAGCUUCUUGUUGAGAUGCAUGAUAGAGGUCAACCUGCUAAUGUAAUCACUUACAAUUCCUUGUUGGAUGGGAUGUUUAAAAACCAGCAACUUGACAAGGCACUUAUGUUAUUCAAUCAAAUGAAAGAGAGUGGCAUUGAUCCAGAUAUAUAUACAUACAACAUACUUAUAGAUGGCCUGUACAAAAGUGGAAGAAUUAAAAAGGCAAAAGAGAUAUUUCAAGAUCUUUCCAUUAAAGGCUAUCGUCCAAAUGUGCAGACAUACACCAUUGUGAUCAAUGGGCUUUGCAAAGAGGGUCUGCUUCUCGAAGCAUUGGCACUCAUGGCAAAAAUGGAAGACAAUGGUUGCUUACCCAAUGCUGUGACUUAUGAAACAAUCAUUCGUGCUCUAUUUGAAAAUGGUGAAAAUGAUAAAGCGGAGAAACUUCUUCGUGAGAUGAUAUCUAGAGGCCUAUUGCAAGCAUAAAAGUAGAUGAGAUUCUUCUUGUUAGACAUCACAAAAUGUUGUUCGUAUCUCUUUCUUUUUAACUUGUGUUUUGUUACCAUCUUCUCGAUCGACUUUCCAUUCGAUACUAAUGCUUUUAGAUCUUCACAUGAUUGUGAUUCUUUAUUCUGCUUUACCCACACCUAAGUGUUUUCUUUGCCGUAGCUUAUUUUAUGGCAUUUUCGGUGACUAGAUGGCUGUUAUAUGUGGCCUGAAGGAUCUAUCAUUAUUUCCAUUUUUGUUUUUGUAAUUAUAUAUGUGCAUUGGUGUUAAUUUAUUCCUAAGCUGAAACGGUUGUGAUUUUCAUCAUUCAAAGGGAAUCCUUGUUAGUUGUGAAGCUUCCCUGCACUCUUAUUGUCUUUCGAUCUUUUCAUUUCCCCCAUAUUUAAAGUAAACCCCCCCAUAUUUAUUCUCUUUUGGGAAAUGAUUGCUAGAGGCUUAUUGAAUGGUUUAUAGAAGGUAAGAUACAUCAACUCAAAUUAAUAAUUUUUCUAUUAUUGUUGAAAUUAUUACAAAACUUAGUAAAUUUUGUGGCAAUUGGAUUGGAGGAUUUGGGAAUUAUCAUGAACUCAAUAGCAGCGGUUUUGGUUAUCUCAUUAUUAUGAAUGAAUUUUGAACUUUUGUUAUUGGAUGACUUUUGAGUCUCUGUUUGUUGCCAUGGCUAUAAUGCAUCCUAUUUUGGUAGAUAUUCUUUGUUGUAACUGAUUUGUUAGUGCUUAAGAUUUCUUGAUAGUAACCUAGAGCUCAUGAUUGGUGUGAUGAGCAACUGUGCUUUAUUUGACUGAAUUUCCUAGGAAAAGAUAUGUAGUGCCAAGAGCCUAAGAUUAAUGGCAUAGGUAUAUGAUUUUCACUGCUAUCUUCAAAACAAAUUCAUCUGCUAAAUGCAUGACCCCACUUUUUUGUUAACCGUU